CAGACAGACUGACUGACAGGAUCUUCUGUGAUCACUGACAACAUCUUAAAGUUAUCGUUGUGACUGUUUUUCCUGAAUCUCCAACACAUUCCUGGAGAAAUGGAGAAGUUGGGUGGAACCAACAGCACAGAACCUCUACAGAACCUCACUGCAGACCAGUGGCUGGUCAAUGAACGGGGCUCACUCCAACACCUGACGCCCGGGGGGCUGAGGGUCCUGCUGCCCACGGUCCUGGGGGUCGUCUGCGUCCUGGGAGUCGCCUGUAACCUUCCCGCCGUGGCCUCUCUCUUUUCAAAUGCCCACAGGGGAAAACUGUCGCUCAUCAACUCCCUCAUCUUCAACCUGAUGUUGGCGGACGGGCUGGUGCUGAUGUUCGUGAUGCCCUUCAGAGCCGUCUUCUACUCCAGGUCCAGCUGGGACCUGGGCUGGGCCACGUGUAAGACGGCCGACUGGUUCCUUCAGUCCUGCAUGGCGGCCAAGAGCUUCACGGUGGCAGUCAUGGCCAAAGCCUGUUACCACUACGUGUCCAACCCCACCAAGCAGGUGAGCAUCCACCUGGGCUCCAUCCUGGUGGUGCUGCUCUUCAUCUGGGUCUCCGCCUGCACCGUCACCGUGCCUCACUGGCUGUUCGCCUCACUGCAGAGAGGAACCCGUGGCGUGGCGUGCGUGCUGCUGGUCCCUCCUGAAGCCCGGGACUUUAUGAGCGUGUACGUCAAAGCCUACCCCCUGACGGUGUACUGCGCCCCCCUCAGUGUCGCCCUGGUGUACUUCUGGAAGGCUUACGGCCAGUGCCAGCGCCGCUCCAGUAAGACUCAGAAUUUGCGGACCCAGAUUAGAUCCAGGAGGCUGACGCUGAUGUUGUUCAGCCUGACGGUGGCCAUGGCCGCCCUGUGGCUGCCUCAGUGGGUGGUGUGGCUGUGGGAGUGGCACGUGGCAGAGAAACAAGGUGAAGGGGCUCAGCCUCUUCCCUCCAGCCCCCCCGUUCUCCUCGUCCUUUCGGCUCAUCUUCUCUCCUUCUCCAUGUCGCUGGUCAACCCUCUCGUCGUCCUUUCCCUCUCUGAGGAGUUCAGGGAGGGGUACCGGGGGCUGUGGAGACGCCUCACCCUGCGCAAGCAACCUCCGGCCCAGCCGAAGCCUGGACCUCACAACCCGACCGUCGUCCGCUCGCCGAGCCCCCGACCCGAGACCUCAGGUGAGCCGCGUGGACAGAGAUACGUUCAGUCCGGUUUCAGUCGAGAUCUGGGACCAGAAGGUCAAUAUCGGCCAGAACAAGGUGUAGGACGGGAGGGGGGGGACAUAGACCGGGUGAGUCUCAAAGAUGGGAUCGUGCUGUCGGAUGUAGAACAGUUCUGGCACGAGAGGGAAACGGGAUCAAAGAAAUGGGAAAACGAUCCGGUGCCGUGGGAACAAGAGAGCAGAGAGGGCUGAUCAUCUUCAUCAUCAUCUUCAUCAUCAUCAUCAUAACUACACCUGACUCCAUCAACUGUUUGUAUGUUGUAAUAUAACAGAGAGAGAAGAUCAGAAGUGUAGAAAAGUGUGUCAUCUGCAUAACUUUAACAAACACUGACUGUUCAUAUAAUAAAUAUAUCUUUACAUCUAUACACAUAUAGUCAAAUGAGUUCCACUGUUAUGAUGUUCAUAUUAACAGAUGUGGAAAAAUUGUGGUUUUACCAAUGAGGAACGUUUUAAAAAUAAAAAUAAAUCAUAUAUUUCUGUGACUGUUGUGAAACGAUGCAGUGACUCAACGUUUGUCUCCUGCAGUUUAAGAAAAAACAUUGUUUGAUUUUGUGAAACGGCUCAAUAAAAAAUGUGUUGAAAAAAAA
Messenger RNA from Cynoglossus semilaevis (tongue sole), 1823 nucleotides. It is a transcript of the gene gpr151, whose product is annotated as G protein-coupled receptor 151. Bases 100 to 1428 code for a protein of 442 amino acids. The transcript has a single exon. Lineage: Eukaryota; Metazoa; Chordata; Actinopteri; Pleuronectiformes; Cynoglossidae. Gene Ontology annotation, molecular function: G protein-coupled receptor activity. Gene Ontology annotation, biological process: G protein-coupled receptor signaling pathway. Gene Ontology annotation, cellular component: plasma membrane. The record is from RefSeq and is a predicted model, not a curated record.